Symbiodinium necroappetens is the source of this 1411-nucleotide messenger RNA. NCBI's taxonomy places the organism in Eukaryota, Dinophyceae, Suessiales, Symbiodiniaceae. The record is from the annotation of a GenBank genome assembly.
GGCGACGAAUUGUUCGCGGCCCAGACCUCUCUGGAGGAGGCCAAGGCCUCCAACAAGCGCAUGCAGGAGGAAGGUGCAGCCCGCUCCAAGGUCCUCAAGCCCGUGGCGGACACCAUCGACACCUGGGGCCCCCAACUUCGAGCGGCCCUGGAGAUGAACGUUUUCAACCCGGAGACCCCCUUGCGGGACAUGGAGGUUGACGAGAUCGAUGCCCUCAAGGAGCGGUAUUUGAACACCAAGUUCCUGCUCAACCAGAGCCGGAACCCUUUCCCGGCCUCCCUCCUGCAGGAGCUCCCCACCUUGGCGGCCCAGCACCGUGAAGUGGAACGGGUCACCAGGGAGCAGGGAAGGGGGAUGCCUCCCACAGGUGCCUUUGGCCCUGAGGAGCAGACCCCUGAAGCGAUCCUUGGUGUGCCUGCCGGCACGGUGGAGUUCCAGAUCCUCCGCCUGAAGCGCCUCAUCGAGCUGCACAUGGGGGAGCAGCGCAUGAUCGGGGGCAAGCCCCGCCUCGAGCACAUUGUCGGCCCCUUCCACGCCAAGGACGACGACGAGGAUUACCAUUGGCGGAAGGAGGUCCAGACCUGGGACCUGGUGAGCCUCUUUAGCUGCUUUGGCCACAGCUACACGGCCCGGCACCUCUAUGCGGUGUGGAGCCACUUGCCGAUUACCCUGGCAGCCCACAAGCGGGGGGCGAAGAAUGCGACCACGAACAACCAGCGCCGGGAUGAUUUCCGGCAGAUCCAGAAGGAGGCCAAGGAUUUCGUUCUGUUGCAUGACCUCCCGGUGCCCACCACGGACCUGGAAUGGAAGCAACUUUACAGGGAGAUGGGCUCGUUCUUUGCGGCCAAGGUCUUCCUGAGUCGCACCCCACAGGUGGUGAUGGACUUGCCUGUGGCGGACAUCCACGAUUCCAAGGAGCAUCUCAGGUUCAGGGCGGUGUGUGACGAGAGGAUCACCCUCCCCCUGAAGGCCUUCUCCGACUUCCCGGAGAUCUACAACAACCUCUCCGCCUCCCUCGGCCAACAGGCGGUGGUGGAGGUGAAGAUGGCCUGGCGCUGCAACACGGAGCAGUGGUGGACCGCCCGGCUCCGGCCAGAGUACGCGGGCCCCAUCUACCGCAAGCUGGGCUACGCCGAGAGCUUCAUCAAGGGGCUCGGCCUGGGGGACUUGGAUACCUCAGCUGCCUUUGGCGCUGAAAGGAUUAUCCUUGACCCCUCGGCGGCGGAGCAGGAGCGGUCCCUGCCACCCAUCACGCCAGACAAUGUCUCCAGCGUGGCUUCGGAUGACUACAAGCGCAAGGUCGCUCGGGACAAGACGGCCCAUGUCUUUUGGGCUCGCAUGGAAUGCGGCUUGGUGCUGAGUUCCGUCUCCCCCUGGGAGAUUGUUGACAAGAAGAAGGGCGAGACCAAAG